AGAAAUACAGUGCAUAUUUGAGGUAUCAUAAAUGCUACAAGAGGCUAGUGUGUACAAUGAAUUGCAUUCAGGGGCGGUUCUGCUGUAUAAUCAACUCGUUCCUAACCUACUCCGUCACUGCGCACAGCUUUAUUGUUCGUUACAAUUACAGCCUCUGGUAAUUUGUAACAAUUUCCAAUGUUCUUACUUGCAACCAACGAAAGAGCACUCCUAAUGAUGCUUCUGACGUGAAAACAAUUUACGUUCAAAUUCAGCGUUUGGGUGUGCGGAAAAUAAUGUCUUCGUGAUGCAGCUAAAUAAAUGAACGCGACACAACGAACAAUGAGCUGGAAGCUUAUCAUUGCUGGUUUGAUUGCUCUGCUCCUCACGGCUCUCUGCGUCUUCCUGGGCAUCUUCCUGGGGCUGGACUCAAGGGCGUCCUCAUCCGUCUACUCCUACUCUAGAGCUGCGGUGGCAACAGACGCGGGAAAAUGCUCGGAGAUCGGGAGGGACAUCCUCAAACAGAAUGGCUCCGCUGUGGAUGCUGCUAUUGCUGCCAUGCUGUGUGUGGGGCUGAUGAACGCACACAGCGCAGGCAUAGGAGGAGGGCUCUUCCUAACUAUUUACGAUGCCUCCACAGGCAAAACAGAAACUAUUAAUUCCAGAGAAACGGCACCAAGGAAUGCAACACAGGACAUGUUUGGGAACAACACAGAACUAUCCGAGAAAGGGGGACUGUCUAUAGCUAUCCCAGGUGAGAUACGGGGCUACCAGAUGGCACACCAACGUCAUGGCAGGUUACCGUGGAAACAGCUUUUCCAACCCAGUAUUGAACUAGCGAAGAACGGGUUCCCAGUCAGCAAGAUUCUAGCAGACGCCAUCAAACAAACCAAGACGACAAUCGAGAAAGACGUUUCUCUAUGUGAAGUGUUUUGUAACUCGGAGGGCAAAAUCCUGAAGGUGAACGACACAAUUACAUUUCCGAAGCUAGCAGAAACCUACAGAAUUAUAGCCGAGGAAGGCCCUGACGCUUUUUACAAUGGAUCUCUGGCACAGCAGAUGGUCAAGGACAUUCAAGCGGCAGGUGGGAUUAUAACUCUGGAGGACCUCCAAAGCUAUCGUCCUGAACUGACAGAGAAUCCUCCACAAAUCAAUAUCGGAGAAUAUAAAUUGUGCAUCCCAGACGCCCCCUCCAGUGGUCCUGUACUUGGGCUCAUCCUAAACAUACUGGAUGGAUAUAACUUCUCCAAAGACAGCGUGUCGACCACAGAGAAGAAGACCCUCUCAUACCAUCGGAUCCUAGAAGCCUUCCGGUUUGCAUACGCCAAGCGAAGCAUGCUGGGAGACCCGCACUACGUCAACAUCACAGGUCUCUUACGCAAUAUGACCUCUGAUUAUUUUGCUGAUGAUAUAAGGAGUAAAAUCUCAGACGACACGACCCACCCUGUCCAGUAUUACGGUCCAGAUUUCUACGUUCCUGAUGACCAUGGGACCUCACACCUCUCCGUAGUAGCUGAAGAUGGGAGUGCAGUGGCAGCUACGAGCACCAUCAACCUAUACUUUGGGUCGAAGGUCCGCUCCCAAACGUCUGGUAUACUAUUUAAUGACGAGAUGGAUGAUUUCAGUUCACCCUUCUUUGAAAACAGUUAUGGCGUGCCUCCUUCACACAACAACUUCAUCCAGCCAGGUAAAAGACCCCUGUCCUCCAUGUGUCCGUCCAUUGUGUUUGACAAAAACAACAACGUCAGGAUGGUGGUGGGUGCUUCUGGGGGAACAAGAAUCACCACGGGAACGGCACUGGUAAUAUUGAAUGCACUGUUUUUUGACUACGACGUGAAAAAGGCUGUAACAGAACCCCGAAUGCACAACCAGCUCCUGCCCAGCAUCACAGAGGUGGAAGUGGACAUGGACAAGAGUAUAAAAGAAGGGCUUGAGGGGAAGCACCACGAGAUAAAGCAGUCUACCUCCAAAUCGAUAGUGCAAGCCAUCGUGCGACGGGGCAAUAUGCUGCAUGCAGAGUCGGACUACAGGAAGGGGGGCUACCCUGCAGGCUACUGAAGAUCCUCUCGGCUCAGCUGCAGAACCUUGAGAAGCAGCUUCAAUCACAGGACAAGGACCAGCAGCAGAGCACGCUCAGAACGGGGAUUUCUUUACCAUGGUCGGCUUGCAAUGCCUAUUGACUUGUGGGUUUGCAUUAUUCACGCCUUUGAAGAUUUAUUUUCCAGUGCACACCAGCAUUCCUAAAUACCUUAUGAGAAUCGGACAUGAUGCAUUCUGUAGUGGUAAAGUACCACAUUUUUUUUUAAAGAGAUUAUUAUUAUUUUUUUUUUUUUUUACAAAUCUCAAUUUAAAAGAUGCAUUUUUAUUUUUUUUAAGAGCUGAUGUUAUACUUCACUAGAUUUGCUGUCUGCAUUUCAGUGUGGUGAAAUACAAAGGGCAAUGGUGCGUGUUUAUGAAACAUUAUUGUUCAGAUAAGUACAUAAUAGUAUACCAAAAUCAAAAAUCACUGAACUUGUGAAGACUCAAAAAGCUAACCAUAAUCCAGAUAAAGUAUGUAGGUGUUAUAGCCAAAGCAUAUUAAAAUAUUAACAUCACAUUAAGCUACAUGCAUAUCACACACCCAGAACCAAGUAUAAUGUACGUCUCUCUGAGCUGCUAUGUGGUGAUAUUGAUAAAGAAGGUGGGUAGUUUGACAUUUCUCUUGGUCUGCUGAAUUGUCUGUGCCAAGCAAUAUGUUUUUAAGCAAAUAUAUAAUAAUAGUUUAUAAAGCGAUAGAUGGUGUUGGUGGAUAAAUAUAGCAUAACAAUAGCGCUUUGCAUUUGUAAAGUGUCCUUAACAUGUUAUUGCAAUGCACUGUUAGAUGUAUAGAUGCUUAAUACAUUGAUUGUUAAACUAAAGAAGAACGAUAUCUCUAUCAUUGUAAAACUAUGUUACUUCUCUAAUGGAAGCCACAGUGUCUAGCAAGUCCCCAAACCUGUGUAGAGGCACUGAACUGUUCAAUUAACUGAAAAGCAAGCCUCAGUGUGGAUUCUGGACUGCAGGGAGGCAAAGCCACUGGUGCUGGACCAUGCGAAAUGCAAGUGCAGCAAUUUAUAAACUGCCUUUCAGUUAUGAUAAAUGUAUAUAGUCUUUCUUUAUUAAAGAAAAGAAAACACAUGGGCUAAUCCUCUAAUGUGUACAUAUGCAGUUAAUAAAUCAUUUUAACAUGUACAAAAACAAUGAGGUAUAAAAAUUACAAUUUACAUAUUUAAAUCAGUCCAAGACAAAAUUUACUAAGAGGACGGGACAAUGCAGCUCAGGGUCGCUCUGUACGUCUCACCCUGUCAAAGAUCGGAAGUUCUUUUCAAUGUAAAAUGUUCUAGAUACAGUAAUGCUGCUAGAAGGCGGUUGCAGUUUGCUGUCUUUUAUAGUUCAAGAUGCACCGUUCACCUUUUAUCUAGCACUAUGUUUUACAUGUGCAUUCUGUACACUUAACCUCUAUACUAAUGGAUAUUAUACUGCGUUCCUAGACACAUUUAUACGUUUAAACAAAUAAAUCAUGUAAACUCUGCAUGAAGCAAUCCCUUCGUUUCACAAAGGUAAUAAGGAAUGGAAGUAGAGACAGUUACACAUUAAAAAGACAAGCAUAUAAAAGCAAGCAGCAUCAAUCCCAGAUCAAAGAGCUGGAAGGUAGAGAGGAUGAGCGGCAAUAUGUAAUGAACUGUAUGAGAUAUGCAUGCCAACAGACUUUGCCUGAGAUCCUUCUGCCUCUUUAGCAUGUGAUACCCUGUGAAUGA
Polyodon spathula (Mississippi paddlefish) is the source of this 3755-nucleotide messenger RNA. It is a transcript of the gene ggt1a, whose product is annotated as gamma-glutamyltransferase 1a. The coding region runs from base 301 to 2037 and encodes 578 amino acids. The transcript is spliced from 13 exons. Gene Ontology annotation, biological process: glutathione catabolic process; regulation of immune system process; regulation of inflammatory response. Gene Ontology annotation, cellular component: plasma membrane. Gene Ontology annotation, molecular function: glutathione gamma-glutamate hydrolase. Lineage: Eukaryota; Metazoa; Chordata; Actinopteri; Acipenseriformes; Polyodontidae. The record is from RefSeq and is a predicted model, not a curated record.